Lytechinus variegatus (green sea urchin) is the source of this 5924-nucleotide messenger RNA. RefSeq names its product tectonin beta-propeller repeat-containing protein 2-like (gene tecpr2). Lineage: Eukaryota; Metazoa; Echinodermata; Echinoidea; Temnopleuroida; Toxopneustidae. Gene Ontology annotation, molecular function: protein binding. The coding region runs from base 244 to 5271 and encodes 1675 amino acids. The record is from RefSeq and is a predicted model, not a curated record. The transcript is spliced from 15 exons.
AGGUGUUGUGAAGGGCUUGACAUCAAUUUGACUGAAAACAUCACUGCUAUAAAUCAGGAUGUUUGUCUCUGAACAGGUCUCUCUUUCUCUCACACACUCAUUUCCUAUUUUGCUUGUAUUUCUCCUGCGUCACAAGGUAGGAUACACCACAAUGCUGCCUUUUUCAGCACUUAGCAAAAACAAAACUUGAGAACCAGAUUCUGUGUUGUAAAAAAAAAGAGAGAGAUAGAUCACUUCCAGUGAAUGUUAGUUUGUUCAUUGUAUGCUCUAUGGUGUGUAAUAAUGGGAUUGGAAUAUCAGUCAGAGGAUGAAGAAGAUGAUUUUAUUUCUCCAUUUGGUUCAAGAAUGGCGAGUAGACCAGUGUCUAUACUGGAGCUGGUUACGCUGAGGGAAUAUGCUCCUUUGGAUUCCCUUUUUCGGCUGCUUCCUAAGAAGGCUCAACGAGUACUCGCCCUCAGUCAAUCCAAUAUCGAUGUGGAAUUUACAUGUGUUGAUGCGAGCAGUGAAUUCAUUGUGUUGGGAUCCAAUAUCUCUAUAGUGUAUGUGUUUGACAGGCAGGAGCAGCAACUAGCAAAGCUUAGAUGUGAGGAUAAAUACUCUCAUGUGACUAGUGUAAAGCUUUUGACAUGCUUGGAUCAUCAGUUGGCUGUAGGUACUUCUAAUGGACAUGUUGAGAUAUUUCUUCUUCCAUCAAGAUCUCAUGGGCACUCUGUACAGGCUAAGAAGUUUGUAAUAGAGAACUUACAUGACACCAAGCCAGUAACAUGUAUUGAAUGGAGUAGUAAUGGUAUGAAAUUAUUCACUGGAGACAAUCAGGGUAGAGUCAUACAGACAACUCUAGAUUUCUAUGAGAAUCAAUGCCAAGCGUCAUGCGUGGUAACAGAAGAGGAAGCAGUGGUACAGCUCAGCUAUGCUCACAAAAAACUUCUUGUUUCAACAACCGCACGAACUAUUAUCUGUACACCAGAGGAAGAUAAUAAGAUAGUACAGGUUGGACAGAAACCUAGGAAGUCUACUGGAAGCUAUGGUGCCCACUUUGUUCCAGGCCUGUGCAAACCCAGCGAUGCUACCACCUAUGUCUCUAGACCUGGCUGGAGACUCUGGCACACCAAUACUGAAGGUACUGUCCUGGAAACCAUCAUGUUCAAAGACCUCAUCAGCAAGGAGCAUCCAUUGAUUCAACUGCUUCCAGAUACCCCACCAGAAAUAAUCCCACCACCUACUGAUCUUCAGCUUGGCGUCCUCCUUCCAUUCAGUGAUGGCCUUCUGGUGAGCUGGUCUCUCUCAGCUAUUGUUAUCCUACAGCCCUUUGGACCAGAGGGUGCCCUGGUUGUCGGGAGUAAUUUUGGUGAGCUUGGAAACUUGGUGUCGGUUGCUGUGACCAGACAUGAAAUCUUUGCCUUGAGGAAGGGAUGUGAGCGAUGCCUGGUCCGCAUUGCUACUGCUCCUGAAAUGACUCUAACCAGAGAACCAUCUAAAUCAGAAAAGGAUUUUGGUAAAAUCCAAAUCACCAAGCUGACAGUUACUGGUAACUCUUCCCAGAUGACCUUGAUUCCUAGUGCCACAGUGUCCUCAGAUAGGAUGACCUCUACUAGAUUAAAGAACAAGUUCAGUUCCAUGCGAGGUUUUCUCAGCAAAGCAGCAGAUGACCUGGCCGACAAAGCUGCUGAAACCAAGAAUAAAAUGGAGAGGAAUAUUGAGCGUUCGUUUAAGUUGAAUCUUCCCAUCCCUGAGAAGUCUGAAGACACUGUUAGCAUUAAGAGUGAUAGAUCAUCUAUCAACGAUGGUGAGCAGCAGAGCUCCGAUCCUGGGACCCCUGAAGCCAUGCUGUCAGAACGAUUGAUGGUCUCUGUCAUAAACUCAAGCAACAUGAGUGGUGAGCGAUCCCCAUCAUCUCCUACUGCUCCGUUCAGAAGUCCUGCCAACUCCUUCAGUGGACAUGAAGUUGAAGUUAGGAGUAGAUCAAACUCUCAUGUGAAAGAAGCAAGUGCUAAUGGUGUCAGCCAGACUGAAGCGGAUGAACCUAGCAAGGAAGACACAACGUCAGCAGAGGAUGAGAAUUUAGCAGUUACCAGUGAUGAUCCUAAAGAAUCCUUUAACAGUGCUAUUGAAGUAACUGCUCUGAAAGGGAGAAAACACAUUGCUGCUGAUAGGGUUUCUAUUGUAAUCACUGAGGACCCUGAAGAGGACCAAUCAGCAAAGGUCAUUGAGAAUCUAAGCAAGAGACAAUCUUAUGCAUCAAAGACUUCCCAGGACACUUUUGAGAACAUUGACGGUGGUUAUUCGGAUAGCAUUGUGUUCCAAUCAAAGCCAAAGUCAAAAACAAAGAAGAAGAAAAAGACAGUUAAAGGUAGUAAAAGUUCUGCAUCUGUUGUUGAGAUGGACCAAAUAUCUUCUCCAGGUAAAGUUCUUGAUGGCGAUCCACCAACUCCUAGUUCCAGUCCUCGUGUAACACCAAAGUUAGGAUCUAUUCAGGAAGGAGAGGAAAGAGAAGUAUCUUUAAGAUCAGGGGUUGAUCCAGAGGCAGUUGCAGAAAGAUUAAGAGCAUUUCCUGUUGAUGUGGUUGAUACAUCUGGGGGGAAUGGUGUAGUGGAAGGUACUGGCAAGAAAGGUGAUCAAGGAUCUGACAUUGAUCACCCUGAAGAGAGAUUACUUGGUCCAGAUGUAAUGAAGGAUGAUAAAUCAGGGAAAUUAUCACCUGCUGUAUCUUCUCCAAAGCUUAGCAUCUACACACCGCCUUUGUCACUAAGAUCCAAUACUGAUGAACUUGUAAAAGCUAACAAUGUUGAGAAUUCUCUGGAAUUAGAGACACCUCGGAAUGAAUACAGAAUUGAUACGGCAAAUAAUCCUUCAGAGUCAGGAUACCCAAUGAAUGGUCAUAGAUUGGCAGGGACUGGAUUGAGCAUAAGUUUACCAAGGUCUUUGAACUCUAAUGAUAUGCCACCUAAGAAAGAUGGUGAUGAAUUGUCCCCUAUUCUUAGUCCCAGAUCACCAAGGUCACCACGUCGAAUGUCUGCAGAGGAAGAAGAAGGGAGACAGGCAAGAAGGUUAGGUGUUAUAAUGGAGGAUUUUAACUAUAAUAAAGUCCCUGAGGAAGAUAAACAGCCAAGUCCAACCACCUCUCCACGUCCACUUUCUCCAGCAGCAGCUCAAGAAUAUGAUGAUUAUGUAUCUCCUCUGCCAGUCUUGCCACCAAGAAAGAAACACAUGCUCCUCAAUAAUGUUGUUAGACAAUCUGCAGCAGGUUCAAGACCAACAUCAGAGUUUGAAGAUAUCUAUUCCAAGUAUAGACAGACUGUGAUUAUGAUGAAAGAAUCUAUUUAUAUUGAGGAUCCUCCAGAGGCUGUCCGUAAAGAUGACUCAAAGGAAGCCUCUCAUAGUGACAACUCAGAGACAGAAAGUCAAGAAUCUGAUGAAGGAGAGGGAGGAGAAUCUUCUUUGCCAGACAGCAUACAGCAGAAGCUUGCUGGCAGCUGGAUGCAAUGUACCACACCAAACUAUAUAUACCAGCUCAUAGCAUCUGAACGUCACAUAUGGUAUGUGGACAACCGUGAUAGAGCUCAUCACAGUCUUUCAUCGGCUAUAGCCUGUAAAUGGAGCAAGCUGAAAGAUGCACACUGCCGCUUGCUUGCUGUGUCCCCAUCUGGAAGUAUAGUAUGGCGUGUGAAUCCUAAAACCAGCCAUGCCUGCUCAAGUGCAGCAAUCACCCAGCGCAGUCAUGUUGGUAUCCGGUGGAUUGAUGUCUCCAAGGAUGUUUCCCACGUUUGUCUUGAUGAGAAUAUUGCAUGGAUCAUCAAGAACAAUGGACAGCUGUGUGUUCAUAAGGGAAUCAGCCGAGACAAACCUUACACCAAGGACACCUUCAUUGACAGCAAUGUCCAUGUUCUGCAGAUUGCAGCUAACAGUGGUGUUGUGUGGGCAAGGACAGCAUCACACAAGGUGGUGUACAGAGCAGGAAUCACUUCUAGGAAACCACAAGGUCAGAACUGGAUGGAACUACCCGAUGAUGAGACCAGGCACUUGCAGAUGGUGUGUAUAGCUCUAGACUCAAGGAACACUGGCUGGGCCAUAGAUCAUGAUGGUAUGGUGUGGUUCAGGACAGGAGUUACAGUUGACAAACCAAUGGGGGAUGACCAAAAAUGGUGGCAGGUGUGUAUGAGUGAGUACCUAAUGGAGGAUCCCAAUGUCCUGCGUAUGAUGGUCAACAUGGCAGGGUCGGCAACCAAAGUGGACAGAGUGGUCAACUGGCUCAAGAAACAAUGUUACAAAGCUACAGCCAUUGCUGCUAACUCAUCAAGUGUGUGGGUGUGUAGCUCCUAUCACUAUAAGACCACACUGCAUGUGUCAAGGGGUAACCUACUUGGAUCUCGAUGGGAGCUUUCCAACCCUGUUGGUCUGGCAGCAUCGGCUACAUGGAAAUGUGUUUGUGCUUCACCAUCUUAUGGACCCAGUGGUAUGAUUUGGGCACUGCAAACUAGUGGAGAGAUCUUCUGCUUCUCUCCAGAGAACCGUAAACCUAACAUGGUACAAUCACCUGACCAUGUUGUAUUUGAGUACAUAGGAGCUACAUCAGACUCUGUCUGGGCUCUAUCAACUAACUGGGAUAUCUAUGUCAGGAUGAACAUCACUCAACGCUGUCCAGGUGGUACCCUAUGGAAGAAACUUAAUCUAAAUCAGUUUGGUACCCGUCGUAUUGUACACUUCACCCUUGGUAGUGAGACAGUAUGGGCGGUAGAUUCUGCUGGUGACAUUCACUUCCGAUACGGUGUCCAUCUUCCAAAGCAUGAUGCUCUCCCACUAGCGUGGGUCCCUGUGGAAGGAAAACCAGUCGGUUAUGGAGUACACUUUACCCAUGUCUUCUGUGGACCAUCCAAUGACAUAGUAUGGGCUAUUGAUAACAAGAAGACUGUCUAUGCUAGGCAGGGAGUGUGUAAGAGUAAUCCUAUUGGACUUGGAUGGGAGCCGGUAGAAGGUACUCAGGCUACUCAGCUGUGUAUGAGCACUGAUACUGUGUGGGCUCUUUGUCCAAAUGGAGAGCUUGCAUGUCGUUUUGGUAUCUCUACUGACAAUUCUACAGGGGACUAUUGGAAGAAGAUAUCAGGGAAUUUCAAAUAUGCAACAGUUUCUCAAAAUGACGAACUAUGGACAGUUAAUAGUGAUGGUCGUUUGUUCCAUCGACUCACUAAGAUGUUCAUUCGUAGUCCAUCCACCAAAGCUGCUACAUCCAUGGAGAGUACUCUACCAGGGGAAGAUGAUUGGGAAUUACUCUGAGCAAUCCCAAUACUUGCUUCAUCAUCCAAUCUUAAUAUUGGACAAGCAUGUCUUAUCAAAAUUUGAUGAAAUGUAGAUUAAGCAUGGAAGAAUUAGAAAUAUUAAAAAUUCAGAAUAUUGAUGAGUGAAAUCUGGCAAGGGCAGUGUAUUGAUAGAUCUACAUACUUUAAUAUUCAUCUUUUGGAGGGAAUCAAAAGAAAUGAUGACAUCUCUCCCUCAAAUACACACACUUCAAUAGUCAAAAUAAGAAUUGUCGAGAAAUCGAAAAGUGGUGUGGUUUGGGGGGUUGCAAGAGUCUACCUGGCAAUCCUGACCAGAUAUGCUCACUCUGCUGUGACUGUGAAUAGUCUAUAGAUUCCAUCAAGAUUGUCAAGAGAUAAGUAAUAGUUUCAGACACAUCCUAACCUUAGCUACUACUUGUCUAUAAGGAUCACCUGUUAAUAGAGGGUAGCAUUUCCCUUUCUUUUAAUCUGAAUUCUCACUGAAGUUUCUACUAACAUCUCACUCACAUGGAUUGUAUCCAAAGACUAGCUUAAUGGGAUACUCCAGACUGAAAAUUAAUGUAAGUGAUUUGACGAGAGAGUAAAAUCAGACAAACAAAACUAUGAAACACUUCAUUAAAUUUUGAUAAGGAGUAACCAAGUUAUUACAGG